UUAAAAUCAUGAACGUCAACGUCAAAGACAUAUAUCUUAAAUAAAUUUAUUUUAGAUCGUCAUAAAUAGACAUUAUUCUUUAGACUCGUGUAAUACUGCAAUAAAACUAUAUUAUUUUUUACCGCUAAAGAUUGUUUGGCAUCAUGGGAAGUGGACCGUUUUGGAAGCUUUUGAUGAUAGGGAUUUUCUUUAUUCCGUGUACCAAAUGUCAAGUUAGACGUGUUAUUAGAUUACGUGACGGAACAACGCACUUAGAGGGACGUGUGGAGUUAUUUCACAAUGGAAUAUGGGGUACGAUCUGUGAUGAUGGAACAAAUACAAACUUUGCCAAGGUCGUGUGUCGACAGCUCGGAUUUUCUACGGACAAUGUGGAAGUACGUACGAGUGCCUUUUUCGGUGCAGGUAGUGAUCCGAUUUGGCUGGACGAUGUAACUUGUCAAGGAGACGAGGCUUCGAUCGACGCGUGUACGUUCAGACCAUGGGGACAACACAACUGCGGACAUCACGAAGAUGUCGGAGUAACAUGCGCACAUGCUAUUAGACUUCGUGACGGAACAACGCCCUUAGAGGGUCGUGUUGAAGUAUUUCACAAUGGAACAUGGGGUACUGUCUGUGAUGAUGGCCUAGGUACAACAUUUGCCAAGGUCGUGUGUUGACAGCUCGGAUAUGCUACUUACAUUGUGCAAGUACGAACGAGUGCCUUUUUCGGUGCAGGUAUUGAUCCAAUUUGGCUGGACGAUGUAACUUGUCAAGGACACGAGCCUUCGGUCGACGCGUGCACGUUAAGACCAUGGGGACUGCACAACUGCGGACAUGGCGAAGAUGUCGGAGUAACAUGCACAAGUGCUAUAAGACUACGUAACGGUACAACGCACGAGGGUCGUGUUGAAGUAUUUCACAAUGGAACAUGGGGUACUGUCUGUGAUGAUGGCAUAAAUACAAACUUAGCCAAGGUCGUGUGUCGACAGCUCGGAUAUCCUACUGAGAAUGCGGAAGUACGUACGAGUGCCUUUUUCGGUGCAGGUAGUGGGUACCCGAUUUGGAUGGACGAUGUCACUUGUCAAGGACACGAGCCUUCGAUCGACGCGUGUACGUUCAGUGCAUGGGGACAACACAACUGCGGACAUCACGAAGAUGUCGGAGUUAUAUGUAAUGGCACAAGUGCUAUAAGACUACGUAACGGUACAACGCACGAGGGUCGUGUUGAAGUAUUUCACAAUGGAACAUGGGGUACUGUCUGUGAUGAUGGCAUAAAUACAAACUUUGCCAAGGUCGUGUGUCGACAGUUCGGAUAUCCUACUGACAAUGCGGAAGCACGUACGAGUGCCUUUUUCGGAGCAGGUACUGGGUACCCGAUUUGGAUGGACGAUGUCACUUGUCAAGGACACGAGCCUUCGAUCGACGCGUGCACGUUCAGUGCAUGGGGACAACACAACUGCGGACAUCACGAAGAUGUCGGAGUUAUAUGUAAUGUAACCUGCUCUGUACCGGACGUAGAGGAUGCUUCGAAAGAUUCGGGGGCAACGAUUGUUUACAACACGACUGUUACGUACACGUGUGCAGAAAGUUACAUUGUAACUAAUGGCAGUUUAGUAAGGACAUGUCAAGCUGACGGCCAAUUGGAUGGUACUUCCCCAACUUGUACUCCAGGAACACGAGCGAUUAGAUUAAGUAACGGUACAACUCAAUUAGAGGGUCGUGUGGAAGUAGUACACAAUGGAACAUGGGGUACGAUCUGUGAUGAUGGAACAAAUACAAACUUUGCCAAGGUCGUGUGUCGACAGCUAGGAUAUGCUACUGAUAGUGUGGCAUUACGCACGGUUGCUGAUUUCGGUGCAGGUAGUGGCCCGAUUUGGCUGGACGAUGUCACUUGUAAAGGAGACGAGCCUUCGAUCGACGGGUGUACGUUCAGUGCAUGGGGACAACACAACUGCGGACAUAACGAAGAUGUCGGAGUAACAUGCACACCUGCUAUAAGACUACGUAACGGUACAACGUUCUUAGAGGGUCGUGUUGAAGUAUUUCACAAUGACACAUGGGGUACUGUCUGUGAUGAUGGCAUAAAUACAAACUUUGCCAAGGUCGUGUGUCGACAGCUCGGAUAUCCUACUGACAGUGUGGCAUUACGCACGGUUGCUGAUUUCGGUGCAGGUAGUGGCCCGAUUUGGCUGGACGAUGUCACUUGUCAAGGAGACGAGGCUUCGAUCGACGCGUGUACGUUCAGACCAUGGGGACAGCAGAACUGCGGGCAUAGCGACGAUGUCGGAGUUAAUUGUAAUGAUUCUGGCACCGUACAAGCGGUGCCACACAGCACGUACACAUCCCCAACAAACACACUCAUCGGUGCACGUGUAACGUACUCGUGUAAUUCUGGAUAUACGUCGUCGGGUGCAGUGAUCAUUUCAUGCUCGACAAGCGGUUGGACCACACCACCAGUCUGUCAUCAAGCAUUCUGUGGCAUGACCAAGGCAGAGUAG
Mya arenaria is the source of this 2477-nucleotide messenger RNA. Its product is annotated as deleted in malignant brain tumors 1 protein-like. Gene Ontology annotation, cellular component: membrane. The record is from RefSeq and is a predicted model, not a curated record. NCBI's taxonomy places the organism in Eukaryota, Metazoa, Mollusca, Bivalvia, Myida, Myidae. The transcript has 16 exons.